UUGGAUGUAAAGCAAAUAUUAACAACUCUUCUGGAAACAUCUUGAAACGUCUUUGUUAUGAAGAAAAGUGCAAACCCAAAUGCUUUUAGAUACCCUUCGAAAGGUGCACGAGCAGCGUAUGAUUUGGAGGAAGAUUCGGUAAGGGAAUGGCCUCUAUUAUUGGAACAGGUCCCUCCAGGAACUGAAGAUAACUUAUCGCCCGUUUCUUCCCCCCUCUUUUCCUUUGACUCUGAGGAUGAUUCUCUGCCGGCUGAUUCUCCCCCUGCUACCUGGGUCCCACCUCCUCAUACCUCCAGACGUUCAUUGGAGCAGUUGCCUAACAAAAGACCAACAGGUAAAAAAAGUAAUGUUUAUAUAAAUGGUUUGAUCAUUUGA
Messenger RNA from Saccostrea cuccullata (small rock oyster), 375 nucleotides. RefSeq lists its product as uncharacterized. NCBI's taxonomy places the organism in Eukaryota, Metazoa, Mollusca, Bivalvia, Ostreida, Ostreidae. Bases 58 to 375 code for a protein of 105 amino acids. The transcript has 3 exons. The record is from RefSeq and is a predicted model, not a curated record.